AUGCAACGGUGCCAUUCGCGGCUCCUUGUGCAGAGGCGUCUGCCUCUUUCAUUUGCCCCAUGUUCUCCUUCAGCGCAUCCACCAGCGGUCCGGACUCUACAAAUCGACUACCACCCAUUGCCCCAAUUGCGGACAAGGACGAAACUUCCUGUAUCUUAUCCUUCGCCCCUCACCCAAGUCUCCAACGUCCGCAAGAAGGCUCCGGCUGUUGGUCAUCGCGUGGUGCGUGGAUUCUGUGAAUCUCGUCGAUAUCAGAGCUCUGCAGUUGCCGCGGACGUGCCGAGCUUUGCUUUUGCUUUCGAUAUCGACGGCGUUCUCCUCAGAUCCUCAGCCCCAAUUCCCGGUGCCGCCCAAGCUCUGAGUCACCUCCACAACAACAAUAUCCCCUUCAUUCUGUUGACCAAUGGCGGUGGAAAGCACGAGAGCGCACGCGUCGCGGAGCUGAGCGAGAAACUAGGCGUCCCUCUCUCCGAAGACAAUUUUGUCCAGUCACAUACACCGUUCAAGCAGCUUGUCGAAGGUUCCGAGACUAUCGGGAGCUUGAAGGACAAAACAAUUCUGGUAACAGGUGGAGAUGGAGACAAAUGUCGAAGGGUCGCUGAGAUGUACGGCUUCAAAAAUGUUGUAACACCGGGCGAUAUCCUCAUGGCAUAUCCGACAAUCUGGCCCUUCAGCAAGGUCUUCUCCGAUUACUACAACAAAUCCACCCGACCGCUUCCACGCCCGGUAGACCUCAACAAUAUCGCAAACUCUCUCAAAAUAGACGCCAUAUUUGUCUUUAACGAUCCCCGCGACUGGGCCCUCGAUUCCCAAAUCAUCCUCGAUCUCCUUCUCUCAAAGGAAGGCUACCUCGGCACCUAUUCCGAGAAGAACGGUAACCCAAACCUUCCAAAUAACGGCUGGCAACAAGAUGGCCAACCGCCGCUCUUCUUCUCCAAUCCCGAUCUCUUCUGGGCUGCUUCUUACCACCUGCCCCGACUUGGCCAAGGCGGUUUCCAAGCUUCCCUACAGGGAGUCUGGGAAGCGACGACCAGCGGCGCUGCGCUGGAGCGUACCGUGAUAGGCAAGCCAUACCCCACAACCUACAACUACGCCGAGAAGGUCCUCAACAAGUACCGCACACAAAUGCUUGGUGGCAACGGCGGUAAACUGCAGAGAGUGUUCAUGGUAGGCGACAACCCGGAAAGUGAUAUUAGAGGCGCGAACGAGUACCAAAGCCCAUUGGGCACGAAAUGGACGAGCAUUCUCGUCAAAACGGGUGUUUUCCGCGCAGGCACUCAACCAAAGUACGUGCCAACAACAAUCGCGGACGAUGUCUUAGCUGCGGUGAAAUGGGCAUUGAAAGAGGAGGGAUGGAGCAAUAGUAUAUGA
Messenger RNA from Amorphotheca resinae ATCC 22711, 1371 nucleotides. RefSeq lists its product as hypothetical. The record is from RefSeq and is a predicted model, not a curated record. Gene Ontology annotation, biological process: glycerophospholipid biosynthetic process. Gene Ontology annotation, cellular component: mitochondrion. The coding region runs from base 1 to 1371 and encodes 456 amino acids. The transcript has 3 exons. NCBI's taxonomy places the organism in Eukaryota, Fungi, Ascomycota, Leotiomycetes, Helotiales, Amorphothecaceae.